AUAGAAAAAGCGAAGCUCUUAUCGCUUUAUAGAAAAAGCGUACAAGUACAUUAUGCAUUAAGACUUGUACAUCAUCACUAGCAAGACUUCAAACAAUGAGCUGGAGAUUGCUAUUAAUAACGAACAACAAUCGAACCACUCCUAUUCCUGUAAAGCUCACUCGAUCCCCCUUUUCCCUUCUUCCAUUUUCAAUUAAACGACAUAAAUCUCUGAAUUCUGAUCAUCAUAAAUUUCUCAUCUUUUCCCCCUUCUAAUCAUUAAUUUAUUCAUGGCGUCUUCUUCUCUCUAUCUCCUCUUCAUUCUCUCUCUUCUAUCUUCCCAUUCAUCUUCUUCUCAAACCACCCUCACACUUUCUCCCACACCCAUCUCCAUUGCACCUUCUCCACAAUCCAACCACCACCAUCCAUGGCUGCAGACCUUGAAUUACCUUGCUUCUUCUUCUCUAGCCAGAGCCCACCAUCUCAAACACCCUAAAGACAACUCUUCUCAAAUUCCUCUAUUUCCUCAAAGCUAUGGCGGAUACUCUGUUUCUCUCAGUUUCGGUUCACCCCCUCAGAAACUCUCCUUCGUUAUGGAUACCGGAAGCAGUCUUGUUUGGUUUCCAUGUACUCAUCGGUAUCAAUGUUCUGACUGUCAAUUCUCCAAUGUUAAUCCGAACAACAUCUCCAGAUUCAUCCCCAAACUCUCGUCUUCGUCUAAGAUUAUCGGGUGUUCCAACAAGAAAUGCGGGUGGGUUUUCGGGUCAUCCAAUCCAAUUCAGUGUAAUGGUAAAGAGAUUUGUCCAGCUUAUAUGCUUCAGUACGGGUCCGGGUCGACAGCUGGGUUAAUGCUGUCUGAGACGCUGGAUUUCCCUGAAGGUGAUGUGACUGAUUUCGCUGUCGGAUGCUCCAUUUUAUCAACCCGACAACCAUCGGGUAUCGCCGGGUUUGGGCGUGGACCUGCUUCUUUACCCGUUCAAAUGGGUCUGAAAAGAUUCUCGUAUUGUCUCGUUUCUCACCGCUUUGACGACGCUCCGGUCAGCAGCGAACUUGUUCUCGUUCGGGAUUCUUCAAAUUCCGGCGGCAGUGAUGCCGGAAUCAGCUACACCAAGUUCCAUAAGAACCCGGUGUCUUCCCGGUCAUCUUUUCAGGAUUACUACUAUGUAAACCUCCGGAAAAUCACCGUCGGCGGGAAAACCGUAAAGAUACCUUAUGGUUUUCUGGUACCGGGAUCUGACGGCAACGGCGGAACCAUCAUUGAUUCCGGCACCACCUUUACGUUUAUGGACAAUCACGUCUACGAUCUGGUAGCAAAAGAGUUUGAAAAUCAAAUGUCAAAGUACAAGAGGUCUGGCGAGAUGGAGAGUAAAAGCGGGUUACGGCCUUGUUUUGACAUCGGCGAUAAACCAGUGAAGAUUCCGGCGUUAAUGUUUCAUUUCAAAGGCGGUGCUAAAUUAUCACUGCCGCUGGCAGAUUACUUUUCGUUCAUGGGGGAGUCCGACGUGGUGUGUAUGACGAUUGUUUCAAGCGAAUCAAUCGGGUCGGAUACAAGAAUCGGGCCAUCAAUAAUCCUAGGAAACUACCAACAGCAGAAUAUAUACCUGGAGUACGAUUUGGAAAAGGGAAGACUUGGAUUCAAGAACCAGAUUUGCAAGUAAAUAAUAUCCGAAAUUUAACCAUUUCAACCAUGAAUCUGUUUUUUUAUAAUUUCAAAAUUUAAUAAUUUGUUCAUUAGAUGGAGAAAAAUGUAAUAAUAAAUUCUUAAAUAGAGGAUUUAAAACGGUUUUAGUCCUUGUAAUUUGUUGUUUCGACAUUUGCUUCGAUCAUAAACGAUACUUACUCUUGUUCUAACUUC
This is a messenger RNA of Cynara cardunculus var. scolymus (artichoke), 1833 nucleotides long. RefSeq names its product probable aspartyl protease At4g16563. Gene Ontology annotation, molecular function: aspartic-type endopeptidase activity. Gene Ontology annotation, biological process: proteolysis. The transcript has a single exon. The record is from RefSeq and is a predicted model, not a curated record. Gene Ontology annotation, cellular component: extracellular region. NCBI's taxonomy places the organism in Eukaryota, Viridiplantae, Streptophyta, Magnoliopsida, Asterales, Asteraceae. Bases 269 to 1636 code for a protein of 455 amino acids.